CCCUUUUCCUCGAUUAAUAAAACGGAUUUAUUCACCAGACAUGGAGGAGGAGGGUACUGAUCCUCGAUUUGUAAAGUUGGAACCUGUGUUUAGAUGUUCAAAGUUGAAAUGUGGUGAAAGGCAAAGCAUUCCUUUAACAGUGGAGUGGUCCAUGUCACUCUCACACGAUGUGAUUUUAGCUGGAUGUCAUGAUGGAGUGGUAUUAGCUAUGGGGCUCUCAUUCUGUCUCUUUUCAUUGAAAAAGUUCUUUCUAAUUUAGAAUAAGAAACAUUGGUGGUCAAUACAGCCUUCAAUUUUGCGUGCUCUUGAUAAGUUCUCUUCGGAUCUGUUUCUGAGUAUUUUGCAUUAUUUUUUUUGAAAAUGAAAAGUUUAUCUUAUUCCACUUCCAUCUGCGAAGUUUUCAUCUAGCCCAGCAUUUAUAAGAAGUAUCCUUUGUUUACGAAGAAUCAAUUGAUGAAGUAAUAACUUCUCUUUCAGGUUGCUUUAUGGAAGUUUUCUACCACAAACUCCUCUAAAGACACAAAGCCUUUGCUUUGCUUCAGUGCAGAUACAGCUCCCAUAAGGGGUCACUUGCUUGGGCACCGGGUGAGAGGUCAGUAACUAGUAUACUAGGUACUUCUCAGUAAUUAGAUGACAGUGUUUAUCUACUCUUUUUUUCAACUAUCAUUAUGAUGAAUUGAUGAAUUUAUCUACUCAGUAAUCAGAUGUUUUCUUUUGGACUGUUUUCAGUCCCACAUCAGACCAGACCAGAUCAGAAUAGACCAGACCAGAUCAGAAUAGACCAGACUUCCGUAGUUAUAAAAUACUCAGAGAUCAGACGUUUACUAGACCAGUUCAGACCAUCAAAUUUCAGUCCAAAAGAAAACAUCCUACUUCUUAUUAUUUGAUUAUAUGUUUAUUUUUCAUGUCAAUGAAACUAUAUGGCAUAAUGAUAAAUUUGCACCAAUUGUGAGAGGGAAAAUAUCAUCAUCACUGCUAGCCACAAGGGUUUGAAGUAUUGGGACUUACGGUAAGUCGGUAAUUAUGCUUAUAAAUUUUACUUGCAGUUUGUAUUUUUUUCUUUCAUUUUGCUUCAAUUGGAAUGUAUACUCUAAUGGAUCCUUUCAAGUUCUAACUAAAUUCUUAUUUAACUUUUUUCUGCUGUAAUUGCAUUAUCUUUUAAAAAGUCAAAAUAUGUAGUUUCACGAUACAUUCUUUUGAUGACCUAAUACUUGUUCUGAAGUGAUCCAUUUCAACAUUUGCGAGAAUACAAUCCUGGUCAAGGAGUGUGUAUAUAGUUUGGAUUGGUUACCAGAUCCAAGGUUUGUGAUAUUCUCUUAAUCGAUUUGGUUGAUAUAAAUAAUACUUUCCAAAUUUAGUCUCUCUCAUUCAAAUUUGAUUGUCAACGGUGAAGGUGUAUUUUGGUAGCUUGUGAUGAUGGAACCGUAAGAGCAUCUCUAAUGUUAUAAUGUCAACAUUAAUGUCAACAUUAGACGGUCUCUUUGACAUUGUGGAGAAAAAUUUACCAAAACUGUAUAAAAUCAUUCAAAUAAGGAGAGAAAUAAUUUAUUUACUAAUAUUUAUGUGGUCAUCUCGCAUGCCACGUGUGCACCGUGCACAUUGUACCAUUGAAGAUGCUCUAAGGAUUCAGAGUCUGGUAAAGGCUACCAAUGAUUUCCAUCUGUCCGGAAAACUAGGGGUGGGCGCGGUCCGGAACGGUCCGGUAAAUUAGUAAAACCCGUAAUGUAUCAGUGAGGUUUUAACGGUCCGUUACGGUCCGGUUUCAAGGAUGGAACCGUUCGGUACCAUGUCGUUUCGGAACGGUACAAAACGGUACGGUACAAUGCCAAACACAUGCUAAAAAAUUUGAACAAAUCUUGCAAUUAUUAGAUAUCAUCACACCAACCAACUCACAUGAAGUGUUGAUAUAAAUACAAGAAAUUGCAUAUAUAGGACUAAAAUUCACAAAUAAACAAAUAGUGCAACACAACUAAGAAAGAGUAUAUCAAAACGAUGAUAAACGAGAUAAAUAUCAUCCUUAAUUUACUUAGUUCAUGUGAAAAUAUAAAAAAAAUAUCAUCAAAUUGUUGAAUAUAAUAGAAAUCCUCAACGUUGAUCUUCUUCUUCAUUCUAGGUUAAAUAUUACUCCGUAGUUCUAAUUCAAUUUAUAGUUGAACCUUGAGAGCUAAGAUUUAAACCAUAUUAAUUAAGUUGUAAAAUUGCACAAACAUGAUACAACAAAAAGUCAUGUACGCUAACAUUACUAGAAAUGAAGUCAUUAAUGAUUUCUCUAAAAUUUUAAUAUUCUUUCAAUACAUACCAAAAUAUAACAUAAAUUAUCUAAAAAGAAAAAAUAACAAUAUAUACGGAGUAUAUUAUAUACUUCGUAUAUAAACACCCACAUUUAGCUAUUUUAAAGACACAUAAAUACAUACGUGGACUAUAAAAUUGUUGGUGUAUAAAAGAGUUCUAUUGAAUUGGUAUAGAAAAAAUAUAAAAAAUUCAAGUGCAUUAUUUUCAAACGGUUCGGUCCGGUAUUUUUCAGUUCUCAAAAUCUAGGACCGGUCACGUACCCGUUUCAAACGUUACAGUUUCGGUACGGGACAAAAAUAUAUAGAACCGUUUAAAUACCCGGUAUUCGGUUCGGUACCAUUACGGGACGGUUCGGUACCGGUUCGGUUCGGAUUUUAUGCCCACCCCUACGGAAAACCACUCACCAUAUCUAAACAACACGGAUUUCACACCUAUAUGCGAUCUUCUUAUGCACUAUGGAGUCUGCAAGCUUCAUGGCUAACAGGUUGCUUCUCUCUUACUUAAAGAUGUAUCAUGGUUUUAUAAUCUUUUAUUGGGUUUGAAUCCCCUGUCCCAUUUGUCCCACUUGUCCUAUCUCUUUGGCGUAACAUUUAUUCAGUUUGAUCUAUAUCUAUUAAUUAAUAACUUCAAGGAGUUUUCAUUAGCUAUUAUCAUGCUUUUAUGGAAUACAUGAUUGGGAAAGUGAAAAAGAAAUUUACAAACCACUAACCUCAAUAAUAACUCUUUUGAGUUGGUACAUUCAUUUAACAUGUCAAAGCGCAGCUGCUUGACACACACCAUUCAAAUAUAAUAUAAUGAGACAUUAUAACACAAACUAUUUACAAUUUUACAUGUAAAUCUGUAGAGUACUCCCCUAUCAUUGAGGAAUAUGUGUCGUGUUUUGGGGAUGAUGAGAAGAAGUUCCGAAUUACAAAUUAUUAUUUAACAAUAUGAUCCUGACACGUCUCAACUCUCAAUACUACAACAAGAACAUCCUCACCUUAGUCCCAGGUGAAUUUAAGAUCAACUUACAUGAAUUGACUUAUGAAAUCGAAGCUAAUAAGGAUAAUUAUUAAAAGAUAAAAUAAAGAUAAAAUGAUAAAGAACAUGAGAAAAAUAAAACAUGGGAAUUAGAAAUAUAAUCAUAUGAUGUAUAAAUGCUUAGUUGUGGUAAAAUAAUGCUCCUACAAGAAACCCAAGAUCCAUAUCCCAAAGCGCAGUUUAUAUAACUUUGAGUUUACAAAAUUCACGAUGCUUCAAAGAGCCAUUGUCUGGCGCAAACUCGUUUACAAGUUCUUGGAUACUGUUAUUGGAUUUAACUUUUAGGAUGAAAAUAAACACAUAAAAGAUAACAAAAAAUUACUUAUACAAUGAAACCACACCAAUCAAGUAUAAUUAUUAGAGACAUGUAUAUAAGUUCGACUACUCCCUUGUGAAUGAGAAGCCUGAUAAGCCUUAAUAAUUGGCUCAUAUAGUUCAUGGUUGCUAUGAUGAUCAUGAGAAUAUAUUUAUAGCAACUCUAGUAACUUUUUUUAUUUAUAAAAUUUAUUUCGAAAUAUUUUUAAGAAACCUAUAUUAUUUAUAUAUAUAUAUACAUCUUGCAUAAAAUACUAAGAUAAUUAUCUUCUUUAAAUUUGAAUUGUUUGUGAUUUUGGAGACUAAUAUUUGUGUUAUUAUUUGCAGUUUGUAUUUUUGAUUAAUUUUAUUUGAAAAUAAGUGUUAAAAUAUAAAAGAACAAUGACAUAUUUCACGUCCGGGCUUUAACCGGUCCAACCCGAACUCGGACCGAACCCGGGCUACCAAAAACCCGACUCGAACCGAAUAUAAUGGGCUUUGUUCCGAUCCCUAAUUUUCAUAACCCGAGACCUUCCGGGUAAUUUCCAGGUUUAGCAAAAACCCGACCCAAACCGGACCGAUCCCACCCCUAAAUAUUCCCCCCUCAAACUCAGCGUGAUGAAUUUGAGAAAUCAAUCACAUUGAAUUUGUCUUUCAACUUAAGAAAUCUGGAUGUGGCUAGUGGCUUGGUUAGCACAUCAGCAAUUUGAUAGGAGGCAAGAAUAUGUUCAACUUGAAGCUUCUUGUGAAAGAUCUUCUCUCUGAUAAAGUAGAGAUCAAGUUCUAUAUGUUUAAUCCUGGAAUGGAAGACAUGAUUAUGUGCUAGGUGAAUUGUACUCAGAUUAUCACAGUAGAUUUGAGGAACAGAAAAUGGAACUUGAAUCUCUUGAAGAAGGUACUGAAGCCAUAAUAUUUCUGCUGCAGUAUCUGCUAGACUUAUGUAUUCAGCUUCAGCUGAAGAUCAGGCAACACAUAGUUGUUUUCUGGACCACCAAGAGAUUAGGUUAGGUCCUAAAAAUAUGCAAGAACCAGGUGUUGACCUUCUAUCAGAUCAUUAGGAUCUGAUGCCCAAUCUUUUUUUUUUUUAAACCCAGAAGGCAAACCACCAAAAUCAGUGGGGCAAAUGCCGGGAAACAUUUGCCAGAUUUUAUUGAUUAUUGAAAAAAAAAAUACAAAGAGAGAGGGGGACAAGACCAAAACCUCUCUAGAAGGCAUCCCUUCCGUAAAUACAUUAAAGUAACGACAAAUUUAAAUGAAAAAAAAAACUGCAACCGACAUGGGGGGACCAAACCUUACCCAUGCCAAAAACAAAAGGGAAAAGGGGCAAAUAAGCCCUCGAACUAAUAAAAAAAGUGCAAAUAAGCCCUUUUGUAGGAGGUUCUGUCCGAUCAUCAUCAUUUGGAGAGGUUCUCGGUGGAAUUUUUUGAUGAAUUUUUUUGAGCAUCUUCUUCAUUAAGUCUAGUUUAGCCAUACCAAAUUUCAGCUAAAAAUUCAAUCGGGAAGGCACUCAAAUGAUUUUCGGAACUACACUGCGUUGUUUAACUGCGCAGUUAUCUUAAAAAAUUCAUUUGACUGCCUUCCCGGUUGAAUUUUUAGCUGAAAUUUUGUAUGGGUAAACUAGACUUAAUGAAUAAGAUGCUCAAAAAAUUUCAUCAAAAAAUUCCACCAGGAACCUUCCCAAAUGACGAUAGACAGACGAAAUCUCCUACAAAAGGGCUUAUUUGCACUUUUUUGAUUAGUUCGAGGGCUUAUUUGCGCCUUUUCCCAAAACAAAAUAAAUGCCAAGAAAAUUAACAAUAUCUAAUCAGCAUCACAGAAUGCUAGUAGCUGAGUAGGUGACCUUGAUGUAUGAGGUUUAAUCUGAAGACCAUGUUUAAGUGUACCAGACUGCCUUCUAGUUUUCAUCUAAAGGAGAUGCCAUGAAAUGACAUGCUUUGUUUACUGCAAAGCUGAUCUCUGGUCUUGGUAAAGUAACAUGCUGAAGAGCUCCUACAAUAGAUUUGUAAUGAGUAGGAUCAGCUAAAUAGUUGCUUCCCUCUUUGCGUAGUUUGCAGCUACUAAGCAUAGGUAACUUGCAGUCUAGAUAUAUUCCUAAUAGUGAUAGAUGGCCUCAUUGGCUCAUUAUGAUGCAUCGUGUAGUUAUUAGAAAUUACUUCAAAUAGAACUUAAACUAUGACAAAAAUUCAAAAUAGGACUUGCUGUGUUUUUUAUUCCAAAAAAAUAGGACCAUAUUGGUCUUAUUGGAAACAUACCUAUUUCUUCAUUCCAUUCUUACCCCUCCUUUAAAUAUGAGUAAAAUAUAGUCAAAAGUCAUAAUUAAAUGUUUAAUUCAUAAUAAAUUCGAAAAAUUUCAAGAAUUCGUAGAAAAAUAAAAAAAAUUAACAAAAUUUACAAUAAAAUAAAAAUUCAAAAAAAUGUUUUUUUUUUAAUUUUUUUUAAUUAAUAAAAAAUAGUAAAACUCCAUAAAAAAUUAAAAAAUAUAGGGAUGCCUUUCCCACCGUCUGACUACCUCCCUGCAUCACCACCUCUGAUCGGUGUAAAAAAUGCCACUUUUUUUUUAAAUUCCAAAAAUAUGACAUAUUACUCUAUGAGAAUGUCAACAUUUUCAUUCUGUCAACUUGAAUCCUUUUGACUUCUUCCAUAAAUAUGGCAUUCGUAAUAUUUUUGGCAUUCUUUUCCCCCGGUGACAGGAGGUGGUGGUAUUGCCUCCCUGCACCACCACCUACGCCCGUUAAAAAAUGUCAUAUUUACUAAAAACUCCAUUUUCUCUUGAAAAUGCCAAAAAAAAUGGCAUAUUUCUCUUUGAGAAUGCCAACUUGAAUCAUUCUGCCAACUUGAAUCAUUCUCACUUCUGCCAAAAAUAUGAUUGAAUUUGUCAUUUAGCAUUUAGCACUUCUGCCAUAAAUUUGUUCAGACUUUAGCAAGUGAGAGAUACUACACUCUAUUUUCGUACUACGCAGUUCAAAGUUCUAAUAGUUAUUACCCCCUCUAUUUGUGUAGUUCCAAAACGGGCUACAGGAGAAAAACUCAUUUGAACUUUCGAAUUGUAAAGCGGGUGAUAAAUGGCCUCAUGAUGACACAUUCUGUAUUUUUAUGUUUCUUUUUUAAAUUAAGAGAUGGUGGCAUAUUGCGGUGCUGAUGGGACUGUUACCUAUUUCCAGUUAACUAAACAAGUCGAGAGCGACGCCAUCAGAUAUCGAACUCCACAUUUUCUUUGUGGAUCAUUUGCGGAGGUAGAAUCUGUCAUUACAGUAAUCACACCAACGCCUAAUAUCCCAUUCCGGAUGAUCAAGACAAACAAGUGGACAGAUUUGUUGAGAGUUGUACGCACUUCUGCAUCAGGACCACCCAAUGAAGAAAAAUCAACAAAGGAGGGUGAAUUGAGAAGCCUCCCUUCAUCAGAUAAACAACUAGGUAACAUUUUGUCUACACUUGCAUUUAAAGGAAGAACUUAGUUUUAGACUUCACAUUUGAAGAGUGAUGUAAUCUUUUUUUUUGUCCCGGUUGGAGACCAAGAAAGCGUACAGACUUUCUUGGGGUAGGGGCCAGGGAACACCCUACCAGUUUAUUUAUGAAUGAAAACAUAAAUAAACAGGCGACUCACAAGAACAAACAGGCGCCUAAAUUAAAAGCAAGCGACAUUAAUGAAACAAAAACUACUCAACCAUUGCCCUUCAGUGGCGAAGUAGAUGGAUAUGAACUGCCUUCCAAGAGUGUAGCAAUCCACAGGGUGAGAUGGAAGGCAGUGAGAGGUGGUUAUGCUAUGGAGGAGCACCCGGAAUUGUUCGCUGCCAGUGGAUUGGCACGCCCACUUACUAUUGAUUACAUGCUUAUAAAAACCUUCUUUUUAGAUCAUCACAGAGGACGACAUCCUCCAUUUGACCUCCAAAUAACACUGACUAAUAUGUUUGCUCUAUUUGAUACUGUGUAUUAUUUGUAGAAGCUUUUUAAUACAUCAGUUUAAAAUGUGAAUAAUUAGUUAUACAUUCUUUUAAC
Messenger RNA from Cuscuta epithymum, 7602 nucleotides. The record is from the annotation of a GenBank genome assembly. Lineage: Eukaryota; Viridiplantae; Streptophyta; Magnoliopsida; Solanales; Convolvulaceae.